Bombina bombina (fire-bellied toad) is the source of this 1440-nucleotide messenger RNA. It is a transcript of the gene MRM3, whose product is annotated as mitochondrial rRNA methyltransferase 3. Gene Ontology annotation, molecular function: RNA binding; RNA methyltransferase activity. Gene Ontology annotation, biological process: RNA processing. The record is from RefSeq and is a predicted model, not a curated record. Lineage: Eukaryota; Metazoa; Chordata; Amphibia; Anura; Bombinatoridae. Bases 11 to 1297 code for a protein of 428 amino acids. The transcript has 4 exons.
ACGGUCCAUCAUGGCUGCGCUCGUAUCAAGCAUGUUUCGCUGCUGCAGUUUGACAUCUCAAAAGUUUACCGGGAGAUUGCAAACGAAGCGUUAUGUGAGAGCGCUACGGAGAAGCCCGGUACGGGUUUUAUACCCUGGAGGUGACCAGGCUGAAGGCAAACUGAAACCUCAGAGCAAGCAGCAGCGGACAACGCGUACUGACAAGUCCCAUGAAAAAUCCGAGAGCAGCAGCUUGAAACCAGAGGUCAAAAGCAAGAACCGUCACGAAGCACAAGAGGAGAGCCAAUCACUGGACGUAAAAUUUGAGAAAGCGAUGCCCGGGGAUAAGAGACUGAGCAAAGUGGUUACAAUUGCUAAAUCCAAAAAAUUUCGUGAUCGUCAUGGUCAGAUCUUGCUUGAAGGGCGGCGACUACUGAUGGAUGCAUUAGAAGCCGGUGCUGUUUUGCAGACACUUUUUUUCAGCAGAGUUGACAAUUUAAAAGAACUUCCACUGUCAAAUUUAAAGCACACAAAUCUUGUCAAAGUGAAAUUUGAAGACAUUAAGAUCUGGUCAGAUCUGGUCACUCCACAAGGUUUAUUAGGGAUUUUUAGACGACCUGAUUAUGCAAAGAUGAAUUUUCCUGCAGUACAGAUACAAAAUUCACUGUCUUUGUCACUUAUUUGUGACAACAUCCGGGAUCCUGGAAACCUUGGUACCAUCCUGAGAUGUGCUGCUGGAGCAGGCUGUAAUAAAGUCUUGCUCACUAAAGGUUGUGUGGAUGCUUGGGAGCCAAAGGUUCUGAGAGCUGGGAUGGGAGCACACUUUCGCCUGCCAGUAAUCACUAGCUUGGACUGGGAUAUUGUGCCCAAUUACCUUUCUCCUGGCACCAGAGUGUUUGUGGCUGAUAAUAUCCAUCCAGAAAACUCUAAUAAAGAAAGCAGAAUGUCUGGAAAAGCUGGUGACUAUGGUUGGAUUUCUACUCAACCCAAAAAAGCAUCUCUUCAGGAAGACCAUGACUUUUCUAGUGAUGAUGAAAGCUCUGAGGAAGAUAGUGACAAAGAAGGUCUAUACAUCCCUGAUGUUCAGAUUCAGAGUUAUCACCAAAAUUGGGCUAGGGAACCAAGUGCACUAGUAAUUGGAGGAGAAACCCACGGCUUGAGCUUGGAGUCUCUGCUAUUGGCAGAAAAAUCUGGUGGCAAACGACUCUUUAUUCCAGUUGUACCAGGCGUAGACAGCCUGAAUUCAGCCAUGGCAGCAAGUAUCCUUUUAUUUGAAGGAAAACGACAAUUGCAAGAGAAGACGCAACAAAAAGUUUAAAUCUCUUAUCAAUAGUGUGUGUGUAUAUGUGUGUGUGUGUAUAUAUAUAUAUAUGUGUGUGUAUAUAUAUAUGUGUAUGUGUGUGUGUGUGUGUGUAUAUAUAUAUGUGUAUGUGUGUGUGUGUGUGUGUAUAUAUAUAUAUA